Messenger RNA from Pseudogymnoascus destructans, 2718 nucleotides. It is a transcript of the gene SUR1, whose product is annotated as zinc-finger protein. Lineage: Eukaryota; Fungi; Ascomycota; Leotiomycetes; Thelebolales; Thelebolaceae. Gene Ontology annotation, cellular component: nucleus. Bases 361 to 2124 code for a protein of 587 amino acids. The transcript has 3 exons. The record is from RefSeq and is a predicted model, not a curated record. Gene Ontology annotation, molecular function: RNA polymerase II cis-regulatory region sequence-specific DNA binding; DNA-binding transcription factor activity, RNA polymerase II-specific. Gene Ontology annotation, biological process: central nervous system development; regulation of transcription by RNA polymerase II.
ACUGUGCUACACUAAGUAACCUUGUGGGUUGGGGCCACUGCGAAAAAUCGUCAAUGAAGACCUUUCUCCAUGCCCCCCCCCCCCCGCCAAACUUCUCACCACCAACACUUCCCGACCGAAAUCUUGUUGUUCUGUCCUGUUACUGCCCCUCGAAGAUCCCUCCCAUUUAUUCUAGGUUCACGAAACAACAUCUUGCCCUUCUUGUCUACUGAUAUAUUUCUCAUUCGACACUCAACAACCCUCGACUCCGUGCGCGCUAUCUGCGUUAUCCCACUGCUUCCGAUAGUAACCUUGAUGGGUUUGAGCCUCGACCUUUGAUUCCGACCUCGACACACGUCCCAGCUACCUUGCGAGCUGCGAAUGGGAGCAACUCCGUUCGAAGCGCUGCUUGGGCAGCUCGAGAUAAUGAACGACAACCGCGCCUACAACCCGUCGUCGGGAGGAAAUAUGGACAUGAUGUUCUCGCAGGAUGGCUCGAUUGACGCGGCAGACGUCUGGGCGAACGCGUUGCCAUGGGAUAGCUCGUCGAAUGCAUAUACCCAAGCCACGAAUACCGAAGCGCCGUCUCCCCAUCCCACGACCGAAGAUUCCUUCCACCAGUCGCACCACGACCACUACUUCAGCGGCGGACACAGCAACAGGUCUACAAUCAUCUACGAGGAGAGAUGCGACAGCCCGGAGUGCCACGUCCAGCAGUGCCACGAACCCGACUGUACUGGUUGUACUGGUGACGAUCUCGUCGAGUGCACCAACCCUUACUGCCUGCCCAUUGACACCUGCCACGGUUCAAACGUCUGUCACAGCGGGACCACAAAAUGCGCAGGGAGCUUUGGGAUGGAUAUCGUGUCCGCGGCAGCGAGUCUAGCAGCCAUGAAGCCCCCGGCAAUGUCGGGCGGGCAAUUUUACAACGGCUCGCAAAACUACGAAUUUUGCGCUACGAUCGCGAACGGGUACACGAAUGCCACUCACCCACCCCACUUCGGCGCGUGCAUGUUCACCAACGCCUACAUGCCUUCCUACAACAAUGGCGGCAUGAUGGGAGCGGCGCAGGACAGUGGUAUGUGCCAAUACAUCAACAACAACAGCAAUUUCUGCCAAAGUCACGAGACCUACCAUAACAUGGGUCCUCCCUCCUUCCAAAACUCAACCCUCCAAUACGCCAUGUCCCUCCGCGACCUCUCCUCCCGCUCCUCCUCCUCCCAAGACCCCUUCGCCUUCUCCACCGAACCAACUCCCUCCGCCGCAUCGACCUACUCCUCGCCUCACCCCCCCUCCGACGCCGCCCUCUUAACCCCCGCCUCGCAACCCGACCCCAACUUCCCCGUCCCCGUCUGCCAAUGGCACGACACCCCCACCUCCACGCCCUGCGGAAAAACCUUCGCCACAAAAGCAGCACUGCAAUCGCACAUCCAAUCCGUGCACACCGCGCCGCUCUCCAAAUCCCUCGGCUUCGUCUGCCGCUGGUCAGGAUGCAGUCGUCUCUCCCUCCCCGCCGACCGUGCGGGCUUCGCGCAGCGCUCGAAGUUGGAUAGACAUAUGCAGUCCCACACUGGGCACAAGGCGUGUAAGUGCCCCGAAUGCCACCACGAGUUCAGCACCUCCCAGACCCUCGAGAGCCACAUGCGCACGCACACGGGGGACAAGCCGUUUAAAUGCAAAGAACCGGGCUGCGACUACGAGGCCGCGCAGGCGAGUCAAUUGACGAUGCAUACGCGCACCAAGCAUACGCGCGAGAAGCCGCUGUUGUGCGAUUUCCCCGGCUGUGGACGUCGCUUCGCGGAGAGCAGUAAUCUGAGUAAGCAUAAGAAGAUCCAUGAGCCGGAGGAGGAGUGUCGGUGUGGGGUGUGUGGGAAGAGUUUUAGGCGGCGCGAUCAGUUGAGACGGCAUUUGAAGAUUCAUGUUAGGAAGGAUGGGUUGAGUGAGGUGGGGGCGAGGAAGGCGUUGGGGGGGAAGAGAGGGGAGGGGACGAGCGAGACGGGGAGUCAGCUUUUGAGUCCAAGUCCGAGUGUGCCGCCGGGAGGGGCGGAGGAGGGACGGGUAGGGAUGGAUAUUGAGAUUGAUGGGGGGUCGAUGAUGGCUUCACGGCAAUCAAUGACAGCCCAAUCAAACUGGGCCAUGAGUUGAUCUCCUCACUUUUGAUCUCACACACCACCACCACCGUCACAUCACAUCACAUCACAUCAAACCAACACCUUCACCAUACGAUUCAGCGAGCACUUGCAAGCAUUAAUCAGCCUCAAAAUGUUAGCGAAAGCGCCCUGCACUAAUUGCCAGCCCGUCUAUCUAUUCUGGAUGUUUCUCCUUACCUGUGCGAUUUUUUUUCUUGUUAGUUGGACAAAAAAGUAAUAAUGACUUUGGUCAAGAUUUUUUUUUCUUCUUCGCAUGUUCUUAUUGUCUUAGACGGCGCCUUAAAUGGGAUGGAUGGGAGGAUUUUUUUUAAAAAAAAAGGGAUGGGAUGGGAUAGGAAAAUGGAAAAUGGACGGCCUUGGGGGAGAGAAAAAUGAAGUGAGGGAUGGCGGAAUGGAAAAGGAGAAGGGAAAGGAUGGGGAAAUGGAGGGGGGGGGGUAAUGAUAACGCCUAUCAAUGAAAAAGUGGGAGGGCGAUGUUGUCUUGAGAAAAGUGCGUUCAAGGACGAGGGGUUGAGCGGAUACCACACGUUUUAUCUUGGCUUUGUCCAAUGAUUUAGUAGACAACGGACAAAGGGAAUGAAAAGAAAAG